AUGGAAGUUCUGAACUUAACUUCUCUGAACAACAAGUCGAUCCGAAUAAUGUUUUCUCAUCCAGAUCCCAGUGUUCUUAAAAGUGAAGCUGGAAACAUAUUUAUAAAGAAUUUGGACAAAUCAAUUGAUAACAGAGCACUGCACGACACUUUUUCAAUAUUUGGAAACGUACUUUCUUGCAAAAUUGCGACAGACCCUACUGGCCAAUCGAAGGGCCAUGGUUAUGUACAAUUUGAUAAUGAAGAUUCUGCACAAAAUGCUAUAGCCAAGUUGAAUGGCAUGCUUAUAAAUGAUAAGCACUUGUAUGUUGGGAAUUUCCUCAGUAAGCAGGAGAGAGAAAACAAAUUCAACAAUAUCUACGUGAAAAAUCUUGCAGAGUCAACUACAGAUGAAGAUCUAAAGAAAAUUUUUGGUGAACAUGGAGCAAUUACAAGUGCUGUAGUGAUGAGGGAUGCUGAUGGGGAGUCGAAAUGCUUUGGCUUUGUCAACUUUGAGAAUGCCGAUGCUGCUGCUCAAGCUAUUGAAGCUCUAAAUGGUAAGAAAUUUGGUGAAAAGGAAUGGUACGUCCGGAAAGCUCAGAAAAAAUCUGAGAGGGAGCAAGAACUGACAAGUCAAGUUCAGAAUAACACAAGGGAAAUAGUAGACAAAUAUCGAGGAGUUAUUUUAUAUGUUAAAAAUUUCGACGAUAGCAUAGAUAAUGACAAACUCAAGGAACUGUUUUCUGAGUUUGGUACUGUUGUUUCCUGCAAGAUACUGCGAGUUCCUAGUCGUGUAAGCAGAGGAUCUGGACUUGUUGCAUUCACAACUCCUGAAGAAGCUUCUCGAGCACUUUCUGAAAUGAAUGGGAAAAUGUUGAUCAGUAAGCAACUCUAUGUUGCCCUUGCUGAUGUAGAACAAGUGGCGUUAGAGUUUAAAGAAGAAUUGAUCCGAAAAUUGGCAAAACUAGCUGUUUCGAAUAAACGGGCAUAA
This is a messenger RNA of Fraxinus pennsylvanica, 969 nucleotides long. The record is from the annotation of a GenBank genome assembly. Lineage: Eukaryota; Viridiplantae; Streptophyta; Magnoliopsida; Lamiales; Oleaceae.